Molecule: messenger RNA, 1970 nt
Organism: Tachysurus fulvidraco (yellow catfish)
Lineage: Eukaryota; Metazoa; Chordata; Actinopteri; Siluriformes; Bagridae
Product: estrogen-related receptor gamma-like
Exons: 6
Coding region: 57-1394 (445 amino acids)
Biological process (GO): regulation of DNA-templated transcription
Cellular component (GO): nucleus
Molecular function (GO): steroid binding; DNA-binding transcription factor activity; sequence-specific DNA binding
Source: RefSeq, a predicted model, not a curated record
UCAUUUUUCUGCAUUUGUAGCUGAAUUUCCAGCUGACAUGACGGAAAUGUUUUUUCAUGGAUUUCCGACGUGCUGCAAAAAACAGUAACAAUAUUUUUUCCCUCUGCAGCUACCUGGAUAUGAUGCCCAUCAGUGGUCACUGCCCCACCUUCAUUAAGGCCGAGCCUGCGAGCCCCGCCUCCGUGAUGCAGCACAGCCCCGAAGGAUCGUCGUCGGACAGCUACGGCUCGCUAACACGGAGUUACCAUGGGGCCGUGGCCUCGCCAGGUUCAUAUCACACCUCAGGGGCAGAGCUUAGGUCCGAUUCGGUUCCCGAGCUGCAGAUGAAGCAUGAGUUUGAAGCGAGUUCGGGGCCCAAGCGCAUGUGUUUGGUGUGUGGAGACGUCGCGUCUGGGUUUCAUUACGGUGUGGCGUCCUGUGAAGCCUGCAAGGCCUUCUUCAAGCGUACUAUUCAAGGCAGUAUUGAAUACACGUGUCCGGCGAGCAGUGAGUGUGAGAUUACUAAGAGGAGGAGGAAAUCCUGCCAGGCCUGUCGCUUCACCAAGUGCAUCAAAGUGGGCAUGCUGCGAGAGGGUGUACGACUAGACAGAGUUCGAGGAGGUCGUCAGAAAUACAAACGCACCAUAGGCUCCGACAGCAACUCUUACCUCAGCAUGCAGUUACCACAGACACUUAAGAGAAUACGCACAGAGUCCUACACUGCUGAGAACAAGGUGGUGUCUCACCUGUUGGGGGCGGAGCCAGAGAAGGUGUAUGCCAUGCCUGACCCCGCCCUCCCCGAUGAUGACAUCAAAGCUUUGACCACAUUGUGUGAUCUUGCCGAUCGUGAACUAGUGCUGAACAUUGGCUGGGCCAAACAUCUUCCAGGUUUCUCCAGUCUUUCUCUUCCAGACCAGAUGCGUCUCCUGCAGAGCGCAUGGAUGGAGAUCCUGAUCCUGCGUGUGGUCUUCCAUUCUCUGGACGCUCAGGACAGCCUGGUGUUCGCCGAGGAUUACGUGAUGGACACAGAGCAGGCGAAAAGAACCGGUCUGCUCGAGCUCCACGUGGCCAUACUGCAGCUCGUCAGGAAGUACAGAGCUAUGGGCCUGGAGAGGGAGGAGUUCGUCACACUCAAGGCCAUCGCACUCGCAAACUCGGACUCUAUGCAUAUCGAGGAUGUCGAGGCAGUGCAGAGGCUGCAGGACUGCGUGCACGAAGCUCUACAGGACUACGAACAGCAUCGCCAUGGUGAUGACCCGCGGCGGGCGGGCAAACUGAUCAUGACCCUCCCGCUGCUGCGGCAGACCUCGGCUAAGGCGGUGCAGUAUUUCUGCAGCAUCAAGCAGGACGGCCGGAUUCCCAUGCACAAACUCUUCCUGGAGCUGCUGGAGGCCAACACACAGCCCUCGCCCUGAUUGGUCCACGGCUCUGAGGUGACCACGCCCUCUACAGAGCUCAUCAAGAUAUCCGAUAAGAACUAUGAAGAAUGUAACUAAAGGUUAAUGGUAGAGUAGAGGAACAAAAAAAAGGGGGAAAGAAGAUCGUAUAAAUGAUUGUAAUACGUAAAACAAUGAUUUAUUGAAGAAACCGUGUCACAGCUGCGCUAAUUUAAGGUGACGUUUUAUUUUACUGGUGCUUCAUAUCUACGAAUAUAAAGGAGAUGGACGGGAUGUCGGACUUGCCAAAGAACAGGGAAGUCAUCUCUGAAGAGGGACGGACGCUUCGGUGAACAGAAAAGUACAAAAAACAUCGAAAAUAAUCAUUGUUCACAAUAAAGAUGUGUUAUUUAUAAGAAUGUAAUAAGUCUCAGCAGGAGAAGGGCAGGCGUGCGUUGCUGCUGCUAAUCGUUGUUUAUGUUGAUGCUUCACGAUUGUAUUGCUGAAGGUCGAUGCUGUUGAGCUCGAAUCUCACUACAGUUCAAAGGAAGUGAGGAAUUGUAGGAUUUCAGGUUUCUUGCAAUAAUAAUAAUAAUAAAAAAAACUGUAGAUUUA